AACAGCACAAGGAGUUAGCGCAACGUCGGGCGGAGGCAGAGAUACCGAAACACACACCGGCGGAUUUAAGCGUCUCAGACACCGGGAGGCGAAGCGGAGCUGCCGGUGAACGCGCCGGCUUCGAUGCGGUGUCGCUUCAGCUUCCAGCUCCUCUUCCUGAACUCCGCGGUGAGCAGCUCGAUCUGGAGACAGUGGAAGGUGAACACAGCUUCACAGAAAUCUCAGUGAGGCCUUGAGUAAUAAUGAUGGCGACUGCCGGUCCUCCGAGCAGCUCCAGCUUCCUCCCACUGCUGGAGACUCUGGAGGACAGCAGCGCUGGACAGUCCGAGCAGACAGACGCCUACCUCACCAUUGCCAAUCGGCUCAGUGGAGAGGAAGGCAGACAGUUUCUUCCUGCAGUUGAAAAGCACUUUUCUCGUUUGGGUAAAGCCAUCUUGGCUCACAUAACUAGUCCGAACACGGACCUGAACCAAGCUGCUCUGCAAGCCCUGGGGUUCUGUCUGUACCAUUCGCACCUCGUCUCUGGAGUGCCUGAAACCUUUGCAGCAGAAAUACUAUCAGCACUUUGUUCCCUGGUGGUGAAGUCGACAGAUAAGAACACAUGCACCAGAGCAUUAUGGGUCAUCUCCAAACAGAGCUUUCCUCCAGAUGUAGUCGCCAAAAAAGUAUCGUCUAUACUGGGAACACUGGAGAGCGUGUGGAGCAGAGAGGACAUCCAGUCUGUAGUAGUGGAGCAUGAAGGCUUGAAUGUUGUCAUCAGGAUGCUGGAGCAGGUUCCGGCCCAGAUGGGUGAUGGAGCAGUGCGGUGGGCGAAGCUGGUCGUUCCUCUGGUGAUCCACUCUGCCUCCAAGGUGCGUCUACGAGCCGCGGCAGCCAUGGAGCUGGGCAUGCCCCUGCUGCUGGAGAAACAGGCGGAGGUGGCUGCUGUCAUCGAGCCGAUGAUGUCCUCGACACUGGUCCCAGAGCUGCAGAAGCUUUUCAUGUCUAAGAAUGAAACCAACGUCCUGAAGCUCUGGCCGUUAUUUGUGAAACUGCUUGGGAAGCUGCUGCACAGAGGAGGUCCCUUCAUCAACUCUCUGCUGCACCUGGAGGAGCUUGGUUUCCGCAGCUCCUCUCCUACCGUCAAGAAGAUUGCCUUCAUCGCCUGGAAGAGUCUCAUAGAUAACUUUUCCCUCAAUCCAGACAUCCUGUGCAGUGCCAAACGUAUGAAGCUCUUGAUGCAGCCGCUCAUGUCCAUCCACGUCAGGACAGAAGCCCUGCUGCUCACCAAGGUGGAGGUCUGGUGGUACCUGGUAGUCCAACUGGGACCGAACCUGUCGUCCAACUUUGAUCAGGUUUCCUUGCCUCUGCUCCAGUGCACCAUUGGAUCCGACUCCUCUUCAGUCCCAGUCACUCCUUGUAGAGCUGUCACUCAAAACGGUGCUGCUACACCUGGCACACCCAAAACAGGAACUCCAGGCUUCAACAGCCCAGCCAACACGUCUCGGAUGAGCCUGAACUCCAGCGUCCAGGUCCCCUCCAUCUUCCCCUCCAUCCAGGUGCUGGGCCUGGAGAUGUUAUUUCACUUUUUUCUGGGGCCAGAGGCUGUCGCCACCGCAGCAAAGAGAAAACUCAUCCUGAGCCUUGAGCCCCUGAACCACCCGCUCCUCUCCGGUGCUUCCUCCUUCACCAAACACAGCGCUGUGCUCAUCUGGAGCAUCAGAGAUGGAUUCAUCAACGUCGGCAAAGACGCUCCAGAGUCCCUUUUGACUGUUAUAUGGACGAGUCUUGUCCGUUUUGUCAACUUAACUGUAGAGUUUGCCGGCAGUAAGAAGGAGCGUCAGGGCUGUGAAGUUGUCACACUGACGCUUCAGGCUCUGCAGAGCAUCGUCACCUCAGAAGCUCUGCCUGCAGACAGAGUCCUGGUCCUGUUCGAGGCCACAGUGAAAGGUAUUCCCCAGAGAGUUCUCGGCUCUGCCUCCUACCAAGUUGGCAAGAUGGACGUGUUAAAUGGAACGCCUGCUCUGUUUCUCAUCCUUCUCCUCUACAACAGCAGCAUGCUCUCAGCCUACAUAGAGGACGAGAGGUUUUUUCAGUGCCUUCAAACGCUGGUGGGCUGCGGCUUGUCGGGCCCCACGUCCCCUCUGGCGUUUGGCGAGGCGGUGCUGGGUGCCAUCAGAGGCAGCGCUGGGUCCGUGCAGAACAAGGAGCAGCUGUGGAGGAUGUGGAGUGUGAUGGUCAGCCCUCUCACUGACACCAUCACUCAGUCUAAUGAAGUCAACCAAGGUGACGCUCUGGAGCACAACUUCAGUGCCAUGCAUUCUGCCCUGCUGUUCCCCAUCACGCACCUACUGCGUGGCACACCACUGCAGCAGGCGGCUCAGAAGUCGAUGUUAUCUUCGUGGUCCAAGCUGUACAAGGUGUUCGCCCGCUGCUCAGCACUCGUGGUCACGGCUGAGGAGAACAUCUGCUGCGAGGAGCUGUGUGCAAAGAUGACGGCUUCAAUAGACAAAGAUGCCUUAAAGGCUCCUUCAACAUUAAACGCUGUUUCCAGUAUCCUCCACGUCAUGGUUGAAUGUGUGGACUUCUCGCCGUACACUCCUCAGUUUCAGCAAAAGCUGAAGUCUCCUCACACUCCUGUGAACUGGAUGAGAAAGAGGAAUAAGGCCUUGGGGAACCUGUCCACGUUCCAGUCCCUGCUGGUGCAGUGUCUGGACGUUUAUCUGGAGGAUCCUGAAGCUUCCUCUGAGGCCACAGGAGUCGCCCUGGUCUCCAUCCUGUCUGCUCUCUUCACCAACCUCGUCCUCGCCAACGCUGUCCAGGAGGCGCUCGCCUCCCUGGUUCAACCUCUCACCAUCUUCUACAAACAAGCGGCCAGUGAGCCGCCCAGAUUCACCUCGCAGCUUCUGGCAAAGUUAGAGAAGCUUCUCGGUGAGGUUCUCGGCUGCAUGCAGAGCCGCUCCGCUCUGGCCUACAGUGAUGAGCUCCUGGCUCUGCUGUCUCCUCUGCUGUGUGUGUUGUUUCCGCACAAGAACAAGCAGCUUCGCACCUCGGUCGCCCAGUUCUGGAACGCCACCUUCGCCAACGCAGUCAGCCUCACGUACCCCGAAGAGAUCAGACCAGUACUGAGCCAAGCGAAGCAGAAGAUCCCAAUCAUUCUUCCCAGCUUUGAGGUUGUCACCAUUUCCGAUGAGCUCAGUGGACAAUAUUCAAGUGAGAGCUCCCAGCUGGAGACCAAGCUCAGCGGGAUGCCCGUCUCGUCAGUGGGGAAGAGGGACUCACUGCUGGGAAAGGCUGCGGAUCUGAAGGACAGGAGCUCCACAAAGACCAAGUCCAAACCGGUUUCUACAAAGCUGGACUUUGGCUCUCCGAAGCCACCCCGCAGAGAGGUUUUGGAGGAGGAGGCCUCCAUCGACUUUGUCUUCAUUCCUCCUGAGACGAAGGAGAGAGUUUUGACAGAGCACCAGAAGGAAGUGAAAAGGACAAAAAGGGUUGACAUCCCGGCCAUGUACAACAACCUUGACGCUUCUCUGGAUACAACAGUUUUCAGUCAGUACACUCAGAGCCAAGAGGACUCUUUGGACAAAGUGCCAACAGAACAGGCUGAAAAAGUUACCAAAGAGGCUCCUGGCAAGGUUCCUCAGGAAGAUUUGGAAAAUGAGGAAGAUACUGAGGUUCUAACAAAGGACACUCAAGACUAUGGCAGCCCAAAGGAAGUGGGUAACAUGACAGAAAACCACCAGCAGGAAAACAUGAUCCCAGAGUCAGCAGAUGUUUCCAUGGAGGAUGAUACCAAGAGUGACGAGAGAGCACGAGACAUUGACAUGCAGCCUAAAGAAGGCUUGAGUCCUAACAUCUCUGGCUCCUCAGAUUUGGUUUCAGGGACUCCUCAGAAACCCAGCAGUCGCCGUCAGUCCUUUAUUACUCUGGAGAAGUAUGCUGAGGGAAAGCCCGCCAGUCCCAGCAGUGCUUCCAAGUUCACAGGCUCCCUCAUAAAGACCUCCAGCCAAGAACGCUCUAGCGCCAGCAAGACCUCCUCUUCUCAGGUUUCUCAGACACCCACUGGUCCAAGCUCUCAGUCCUCUCAGUCAGGAAAAAUGAACUCGCAGCAUCCUGUGGACGGUGCCAUCGAGUCCCCUCGAAGACCAAAGGAAUCUGGUGUGAAAAGUGAGCCUGUAAGGCUGACUGAGAGAAUGCCCAGUGACACAACAGAGGAUGAAGAUGUUAUCCCAGACACACAGACUGAAGUGGACGGCAAGGAGAGUGCGAAAAUGGCUUCCACAUCAGAGGAAAUGGAACCAUCAAGUCAGGAAACGGAGUUGGAUGAUUCUCAAUCCUCUGUGACGCAGACCUCUCCAAGUGAACCCAGGCGGUCUGGACGCUGCAGAGUCAGACCUCUGCGCCCUGGAGAGGACCCUGAGGAACGGGAGGAGAAACACGUGGUUUCCAAAAGGAGACGUUCUGGAGAGGCUCCUAAAAAUGAUUCUCCUAAAUCAAGCUCAAUACAAAGCAGACCAAACACGAGAACUAAGCAGGCCGCUGAGGAGGACACUGGCAGGGGGAGGCUAAGAACGAGGACUCAGAAGGACAACAGUGAGACGAGCCGAACCAGCUCUCAGGGCAGAGGACACAGGAAGAUUAAACUGUACAGCAGUUCGGAGGACUUCCUUGAUAAACCUGAACCCAGAAGGAGGAGCACCAGAGAGCAAGAGUCCAGCCAAACUGACCUACAGUCAGACACACCGUCCGAUUAUGAAAGCCAGUCGCAGGGUCGACGCGGUCGGCGGAGCAAAGCAUCAUUAGAGACGGACGAGGAGGGGGGACUGAAGAAAAAGGUUUUGCAUGAGAAAGAACAGCCGAGCCAAACUGCCAUACACGAGCCUGAGCCUGUGGAGCGGAUCGAAAAGGACGAUAACGAGCUAAAGAAAGACUCUCAGAUAAGCACUCCUCCCCCUCAAACUGGUCACACACCUCAAAAUAUUGAGCUUGUAGAACAGAGUGAAAAGGAGGAUGAUAAGCUAAAAGACUCCCAGAUGACCGAUCCUUCCCCUCUAACUGAUGCUGGAACUCAAGAGUUUGAGCUUGUAGAAGAGACCAAAAACGAAAAGAAAGAUUCUUCGGUAGUCGCCUCCUCUCCAACAAAGGAGUCCCAAGAUGGAACAAACACGACAGAGAAGUUGGUGAAUGAAUCACAGGCCAGAGACGAACACAAGACAAGUGAAGGUACUGACGAUAACCUUAGUCAAGAGGACUCUCAAGUGAUCACGCCUUCAUCUUCUGAUAGCCAGUCUCUGCGCAGAUCCAGAAGAAGCAAGGUUUCAUCUGAGGCAGCAGAGACUGAAGACAAAAGUGACGGUAAGGACUCAGUGGGAAGGCGGAGUCGGUCUAAUUCUCAGACAGCUGCAUCAGCUGUUGGUCAGGCCGAGACCAGAAUUGGAGGUAGGACCAGAAGGAGCAAAGCACAAGAAGAACUGUCAAAAUCAAGUCCUAGCUCAACCCCAGAGAGCUCUCAGUCUCUGGAUACUGCGGGAUCCACAGAGUCCUCCCAGGGCAGGGGCAGAUACUCAAGGCGAAGGUCUUCUCAAGCUUUAGUAGCCAGUAUGGAGCUCUCAGAGUCAGAAUCCUCAGAGGCCAGAGAAAAUUCCCCUAUCCCCAAGAAGAGAGGGAGAAAACCUCGAGCUUCUCUUCCAAGUCCUCUCACCGUUGAAUCUAAAGAAGAUAGAAUUAAUAAUGAAACGGCCAAGGAAACUGCUGACAUUUGUGAAGAAGCAGAUACACAAAGCUUUGAAGCUCGAACUUUAACAGAAUUAGAGGAAUCGCAGAAAAGCCAAGAUUUACAGGGUUCAGAAUCUCCCCGGGUCACAGGCGACUCUGGGGAGCAAAGUAUGAAAGAAUCGCCAAUGGAAGUAGAGGCUGAUGCUGCUGUAGCCUCGCAGCCUGUUGCUCCAGAGAAAACUGAGAUUGAGGACACAAAGAGGAGCAGUGUGUCACCUCGCAAGAAACAACCGGACUCUGAAAUAAACACUGAUAAUAAUUCUUCACAGGACAGUGGCGCUGGGGACCAGGAAAUGCUCGAAUCAGGUGGGAUCAGUAACGACCACGUUCAGGAAAAGUUGCCCAGUGACCCAACUGAUGUGGAUACACCGGCGAUGCCUGAUGAGACAACAGAGAAACAUCAGGUCUCGGAGUCUUCAGAGGACAAAGCUGAGGAAGUUACAGAAACUGGGGACGAUUCAGAUUCAGACCUCCAAGAAAAACCAGUCCCAGUGAAAGAAGACACAGCUCAGGAUGUUCACUCUACCUCCAUUUCACAAAACCAGGUAGAGUGUCCAAAUGUCACAGGUGAGCUUUCAAAGGCGGAUGAACAGUCUGCCUCAAACCAUCAUGGAGAGGCCAGCACUGAGGAAGAGAUCACACCUCGACAGGAGAACGAAGAAGAAAGCAAAACCCAGAUUAUGGAGUGUCAGGAUGAAGAGAAAACAGAGACGCCCAACGCUGACAACGAUGCAGUCGUAAAUUUGGAUGCUGCUCUGAGUGAUGUCUGCGAUGCUUCAGCUUCUGCAGACUGUACCGGCAAAGAAGCUUUUCAGGAUUCUCCGGUGAAGCAGAAGGACCUGGAGGCCGUCAUGGGCUCAGAGGUUGGUCAAAGCCCCAGCAGUGGCAGGACCAGAGGAACCUGGUCUCCUUCAGCCUCCCCCUCCACCAGUAUUCUUAAGAAGGCCCAGAAGAGACCACUGGAGGAGGACACUCCCUCACCUCUUGUCAAAUCCAGACGCGUGUCUUUUGCUGAUCCAAUCCAACAGCAGGAAAUGGCGGACGACAUUGAUCGUCGCAGCCCUGCUCUCAGAACCAGCUCUCCCAGAAGAUCCAAAGUCAGCAUUAUCCCACAGCCCAAGUAUGUCACUACUCCGACAAAGGGCCUGGUGAUCCUGAGCCCCAGAAAUCUGCGCAGUCCAGGUUACAAGAGCUCCAAGAAAUGCCUGAUUUCCGAAAUGAGUCAAGAGCCUCGACCAGUCUCCAGAGACUGUAUCUAUCCUGCCCUGGUCGGCUGCUCUGCACCUGUGGAAGCUGUGCUGCCUCAGAUAUCCUCCAACAUGUGGUCUCGAGGUUUUGGGCAGCUUGUUCGAGCCAGAAACAUCAAAACGGUCGGUGACCUCAGUGCUCUAACUCCCAGUGAAAUCAAGACUCUGCCAAUUCGCUCCCCAAAGAUUUCCAAUGUCAAGAAGGCACUUAAAAUCUAUGAACAGCAGCGUAAAGGACGAGGUGGUGAUGAGUUGAAGAGUUUUGAUGAAAUGGAGAUGAUGACCUCGGAACUGGAGGAGACCAGUGCUCCUCAAAACCGGGAUGAGGACGAUAAGACCUCAGGCGAGACAUUAGCAACAGAGCUGGUGGACGAGCCUGUUCCUGCAGAGGAGAGGCCACAGCAGAACGACUCCAGGGAUCAGACACCUGACACACCGGCGACAGGAGAACGCCCGCCUGAAGGACAGCUGCACCCUGACGGGCUGCUGUCAGAGGUGGAGGCUCUGACCUGCAGGAUGACGCCACUGGAACUGGGUCGCUGCUCGCCGCAGCAGCUCGUUCAGAUGCACGAUCAGUUAGGAGGCCUGAUGAGGUGCGUGGUGGCGGAGCUGCAGACGCGCCUCUGCCGGGCAGACGGCAGACCCUGAAGAGACUACUGUUUCUGCUGGAUCAGACAGCUGUGGAGGCGCUAACGGGCACAUAAAAGAAGAAUUCAAGAAGAAACAGUGACUCAGGAUAAAAUGUUCUUUUAUCCACCCAGGCUUUGUGCAGAUGGACAUGUUAAAUCAGCAGAUUUUACAAAAGGAGGAUUUUAUGGUUUUAACUCUGCCAUUUCUCGCCUUUGAUUUUUCUUUACUAAAGAUGUUUUUAAAUAAAUGUUAGCAGCACAUUUUUUUUUCUCUCUAUCCUGAACUGUUGGGUAGUUAAUGAUUUUAAGAAACACUCAAAGGGAAGCACAGUCGGACUUUUUAAGCUGUGCCAAAAGAAGACUUUUAAUAGUUGUAGUCUUGAUAAGGAUAGUAUUUUUCCUACUGUCCUCUCUAGACUGUAAUAUGGGACAGAUGUAAGACUGCAACUGUAUGUGGAGGAUAAUAACUCGUGCUGUUGACCCUUCCUUUUUUGUACAUACAGUUUCUGUGGUGUCAUUUCAUUCCCCUGUGCCUGUUUUAGGCUGUUUACGUUCAGCUCAUCAGCUCUGCUCUUGUACAUUUUUGUAGUUUUAGUUUCUAAAUCUCUUCUGUCAUCUCACUUUAAUGUCUUAUUAUAUUUUAAUGUAAGGAAACAUACAGUAGAUGGUAGUAACAGUCUGCACUUCAGUCUUUAUUUGUGGUUUUAAAUACUUCAAUAAAAGCCAAA
Messenger RNA from Toxotes jaculatrix (banded archerfish), 8358 nucleotides. RefSeq names its product replication timing regulatory factor 1 (gene rif1). Gene Ontology annotation, cellular component: nucleus. Bases 243 to 7649 code for a protein of 2468 amino acids. The transcript is spliced from 36 exons. The record is from RefSeq and is a predicted model, not a curated record. Lineage: Eukaryota; Metazoa; Chordata; Actinopteri; Toxotidae. Gene Ontology annotation, biological process: telomere maintenance.